Microbotryum saponariae is the source of this 3784-nucleotide messenger RNA. The record is from the annotation of a GenBank genome assembly. Lineage: Eukaryota; Fungi; Basidiomycota; Microbotryomycetes; Microbotryales; Microbotryaceae.
AUGUCGAUUCGCACCUCGCCUCUCACCCAGCCCUCCUCGUCCUUUGGGCAGCAGACGCCCGCUCUUACCCACACCGGCAAGCGCCUCUAUGACGACGACGGGUUUCCCUGCUCUUCUUCUCCCCUCAACGAGCUCAUCGCUACACCAACCGAUGGUCAUCGAUUUGGACGCGGCCGCACCUCCAAGGCGGGCAUUACACGGCGCAGCGUGCGCAUCCAUCCGACAUCCUCCCCUCCCCCCAGGCUCGACACGCGUUUCGCCUCGAUCGCGUACGAUGACGACUCCGAUUUUGCGGCCCCUUCGAACCCUCCGUCUCGUCCCCGUAACCAGCGUACGGCGUCGCACCAGGGCUUGAGCAAAGAUGUCGAGAUGGCGCCCACGAGGGCAGAGGUCGCGAGAACCGCUACUUCUGCGCGGUCAAAAUCAGCCAAUGGCGUGCCGUCGCCUGCUAAGUCUACCACCCUCGCGCUUGCUCAAGCACAUGGCAUCACCGCGGACCAGUUCGAAGAGGCCAAGCAGCAGGUCAUGCGCUUCUUACAGAAUGACGGGAGCCACCAUUCUCCCUCAUCGUUGGAACAGGCUUCGGCACAACUUGCAGCAGCAUCGUCGGCGAUGGGCAUCGACUACCUCAUGACGACCCCUGUGCAUUCGCAAGUGCCGCCAUUGCAGGCUCGCGCCUCUCGCUCCCACGCCACGCUCAGCAUGACCGCUUCAGGCUCGAAGCGAUCCAGGAAUGCUUUCGAGUCGAUCGGCGAGACCCACGAGGCUGACAGGAACGACGAGGACCUCGAGGACCUCGAGGGAGAGCGCGGGGUCUCGAACCAUGAGCUCAAGACGCACCCGAGCUUCGAGGACAUCGUGCAGCGUAGUCAACGUCGGGAAGAAGAUACCCGCGAGUCACAGGUGCGCAAGUGGGCGCAGGAAGAUUCGUCGAGUGAAGAAGACGAGCCUUUCCCCGAGUCACGUCAAGCAACGUCGACUUUGGUUUCGGCUUCGGUUUCGACUUCCCGACUUCCGUCAGGGGCGUCGCUGCUCCCGUCCCCUUCUUUCAUCGGAGGCAACGCACAACAUGCCACCUCACCACUUGGCGCCGCUUCUCUUCCGCGUCGCGGGAUGAUGGAGCGCUUCAUGUCGGAUCGCACGCCGGCCGUGCUUCCCGAAGAGCCAAGUUCUGCAAUAGGGAGUGACAAGGCACCGUCUAGCGCUCCGCGACGUCGAGUGGUUUCGUCCCCGGCUACUUCCCCGGCCGCCUCUCGACCUCGACCGAUCGAUUCGACCAUGUCACCUCCUCGUCGCUUGCCCAAUAUCUCGCCGGAUCGCUUGAUGACCUCUCCUGCGCCUUCUCGAGGCCGUGCGCCGAGCUUGCUCUUCUCGCCGGACAUUGCCAAACUGCUCAGGAGCGAACUCGAUGAGCUCGAAGCGAUGGAGAAGAAGCCGACACCUCGCAAGCAACGCGCUGCUGCUGCCCGAGCGGCCGACAUGGUGAGUGGAAUUAUCUUGACAUUUGUUCCACUGGGCCUCCCUUCUCGUUGUGACUGACUCGCGACUUCAUUCGCGCGUGCAUCGCCAGAUGACUGUCGCGGACCUGUCGAGCCCCUUCUCCGACGCGUCGACUCCGUUGUCCUCCUCGGCAGGCAAUUCAUCUGGCGCUGUCAACGUCGCCAAUGCGCCUUGGCCACAGCACGGCGCCGAGCAAGCCUUUUCACCGUCGCCAUCGCUUGCAUCACUACGAGCACCGUCGUUCUGCGACUCGUCUCCUCCGGUCUCUGACGGAGCAUCGGCAGCUGGAGGUUCAAGCUUCGCAGUGUCUUACCAACUCCAGCCUCACCCGACCUCAGCACCUGACCAUCUCUUCCGGGGCUUGCCCUCGUCCUCACCGGUAUCCUCGCAAGCGUCGCAGCUAUCCGAGUACCAACCCGCUCAGCCUCGUGGCCAUCGCUCCAGCCCGGGACCGACAAUGCUUUCGAAACAGGGUGGUGCUUCCAGUGGGGCCUCACAUGCUCUGGUGUCCGCCAACUUGAAUCUUGGAGCUCGCAGCCGCAAUACUCCAAUCCAUCGUGCCGACACCAUGCCCGCGAUCAUGUCGGCCGAUGGACACGCCAAGCCCCAUUGGUCCUACGCCGCCUUGAUAGGUCAAGCCAUUUUCUCCACCGAGGAUCGCAAGAUCUCCCUCGCCGACAUCUAUGCGUACAUCAUGGCUUGCUACCCGUACUACAAGAAGGAGGAUGCUGGCUGGCAGAACUCCAUCCGACAUAAUCUCAGUCUCAACGAGUGCUUCGUCAAGACGGCCCGCGAGCCCGACAACCCUGGCAAAGGCUGUCUUUGGGCCAUCGUGCCCGGUUGCGCGGAUCAAUUUGCCGAUGGUGGUUUCACAAAGAAGGGAGGGUCGACGAGCAAUCGCCGCCCACGAAGUGCAAAAGCGAUCGCGGCCGCCCUGGCAGAGUCAGGAGAUGUUUCUACGGAUCUAGCUUCGUCACCGCCCAAUGCUACCACGACCCACAGCACUUCGGCGCCCAAAAAAAGAACGCGAGUCGAAUCCCCAGGCCCUAUGGCCCCGCGCCGUCCUUCGACGGUUGCUAUCGCCCCGGCGUCGAGUGCUCGCCCCCAAGCCAUCCGAUCGUUGUCGGCGAUGGAGCCUGACCGUGCUCUGUCCCCGCCUGUGAACCUUGCGCCACCUCGACCCUCGAUUGCCAUGAGUCGUUCCCAGUCCGCCAUCGGCAUCGGUAGCGCUGAACCACGAUCGAGGUCGCUCUUGGUCCGACGUAGCUCCAUUGACGCGAAGGUUCUCGCCACGGCAGUGCCUUGCGCAGAAUUAUCCAAGGACAAGCCACACAACGCGAAUCUUGAAGCGCCUUAUGCACCUAGACCGACCAUGACCCGAGCGAGCCCACCUCCCGCCCUGCAGCAGCAACGCCGUCAAAGUCUCGUUGCCUCGUUGACGGCCUCGCCACCGACCUCGGUAUACCACCGCCUCGCUGGGCCUUACCAGCCCAUCUCGUACACGCAGUCGAUGACCGACCACCGUGCCUUGGCUUUGCUUGCCUCGCCCGAAGCGACGGGGAUCAUGCCUUCUCACUCGACUCGCGACCGAGUCCGUCCGAGCGGCCAUGCUCUCUCGUCGCUCCUAGCCAACCCUGAGCAAGACGUCGCCCCGUUCUUGUCCGGCCCCCACGUGUUCUCGAGCCACGCUGCGACCGUUCGAGCUCGCUCUCGAUCCAACAGCUCUGACAAGGAAGAGCGCGAGCCGGCUGCAAUUAUGUCUCCCGCUGCGAUCGUCCACACCCAUAGCCCCGUCUCUUCGAUCCGAGGCGGAGGAGUCGUGCGCGCCCCAACGUCGCCGGUCCAAACCUCAGAGGACAAGUUCGCGUUUUCUGCCGACCCCGAGAAGAAGCGCUUGCCGGGCAUGCGACACAUCCCCGCUGUCGCUGCUCUUGCCGAUGGUGCCGCCUCGCACGCUUUCCGAUCGCCUCCGCCGUAUUCGGCUCGCCAUGUUCGUUCGCCCUCGGGCCGCGCCCAUUCCUCGGCAGGUGGAGCGUUCCAGUCGGCGCUCUUGUCGACCCCUCUUGGAGUCCGAAGUCGUGCCUCUUGGGGCAUGAGCCCUGGAACUGGUGGCGGUGCUGGCGCUGGAUGGGGCUUCGACGACUCUCUCGAGGCCGAAUUGGAGCGCUUCGGUGGCGUCGCCGACAACGUGCAAACCUCGGGCGGGUCCUCGAUCAUGCCUCGCCUCUAUUGGCCCAGCCCGAGUCAUCCCUCUUCGACCGCGACUUCCCACGUUGCUUGGUGA